Messenger RNA from Fukomys damarensis (Damara mole-rat), 1235 nucleotides. RefSeq names its product olfactory receptor 4X1. Gene Ontology annotation, cellular component: membrane. Gene Ontology annotation, molecular function: G protein-coupled receptor activity; olfactory receptor activity. Lineage: Eukaryota; Metazoa; Chordata; Mammalia; Rodentia; Bathyergidae. The transcript has a single exon. Gene Ontology annotation, biological process: G protein-coupled receptor signaling pathway. The record is from RefSeq and is a predicted model, not a curated record. Bases 306 to 1235 code for a protein of 309 amino acids.
UCAUUUUUGCUGUGAGGAUAACUUCAGGAUAAAUCAGCUACUGCCUGUGUCUGAACCGGAGAAACACUUCAAAGUGGCAUCAAAACAAAGCCAAGUCCCAUUCUUGGUGUUGUAUCGAAGCCCCACAUAACUGCUGUUUUGUUCUUUUGCUUCACGGAGUCCGCAUUUUGGGGAAACACAAUGCAGAGAAGGAAUCCAAGAGGGAGGAGGAUGAGAACAGCUCUCCGGGCCCGAGAGGGUACUCGGGAUUACUGAGGAGAGUUUUGAUUUCUGUGAUUCCAGGUGUAGACCCCACACUUUAAAACAUGGCGGCCACAGGCAACGUGACUGAAAUCAUUUUCUUGGGAUUUUCCCAGAACGAGAACGUGCAGAAGGCCCUUUGUGUGAUGUUUCUCCUCAUGUACGCAGCUGUCUUGCUGGGCAAUGGCUUCAUCGUGGUGACCAUCGUGGCCAGCAAAGGGCUGGCCUCCCCCAUGUACUUUUUCUUGGGCUUCUUGUCCCUGGUGGAGCUCUGUUACUGCUCGGUCACGGCUCCCAGGCUCAUCCUGGACUCUUUCAUCCAGAGGAGAGUCAUUUCCCUGCACGGCUGCAUCACGCAGAUCUUCUUCCUGCACUUCUUUGGCGGCACUGAGAUCUUUCUCCUGACGGUGAUGGCCUACGACCGCUACGUGGCCAUCUGCAAGCCCCUGCACUACGUCACCGUCAUGAACCGGCGGGCCUGUGGCCUCCUGGUGGGCGCUGCCUGGGGAGGGGGCUUGCUGCAUUCUGCCGGGCAGACCGUCCUCAUCUUCCAGCUGCCUCUCUGUGGCCCCAACGUCAUUGACCACUACUUCUGUGACGUGCACCCUGUGCUGAAGCUGGCCUGCUCAGACACCUUCCUGCCCAGCCUGCUGAUCAUCCUCAAUGGCGGCUCCAUCUCGGUGGUCAGCUUCGCGGUGCUGCUGGCCUCCUACACGGUCAUCCUGCGCUCGCUGAGGAGCCGCACUUCUGCCGGGCGUCGCAAGGCCCUCUCCACCUGCGCCUCUCACCUGGCGGUUGUGGGCCUCUUCUUCAUCCCCUGCUCCUUUGUCUACAUGAGGCCCUGCGUCUCCCUCCCUGUGGACAAGAUAGUGGCCGUGUUUUACACGGUGGUCACACCCCUCUUGAAUCCAGUCAUCUACUCCUUCAGGAACGCAGAGGUCAAAGAUGCCAUGCGGAGACUCACGAGGAGGAAAGCGGUUUGGGGAGAGAAGUAG